This is a messenger RNA of Drosophila hydei, 566 nucleotides long. RefSeq names its product transmembrane protein 230. Gene Ontology annotation, cellular component: endomembrane system. The transcript has a single exon. Bases 148 to 531 code for a protein of 127 amino acids. NCBI's taxonomy places the organism in Eukaryota, Metazoa, Arthropoda, Insecta, Diptera, Drosophilidae. The record is from RefSeq and is a predicted model, not a curated record.
AACUCAAUGACAUCAGCUGGUUUUUAAUGUCUACUCAAUUUGGCAUUAAUGUUUGAUGCACUUCUGAAAACUGUCUAAGGGGAACAAGAUUCUGAUCAAAUCGAUGGCACUCUGCAUGAUUUAGUGGAACCUCGUAAGUUUCCAAAUAUGAUACAAAACAAAUCGGAUUCACGUCGACGCUUGAAUGCAACUGGUACUGCUACUGCUGAUUACAGCAAUGCUAGCACCGACACCACCGAGACAGAUGGUUUUGUGAACGAACAAUGGGUAGCGCCGAAUGUGGAAGACGCAACACCUUGGAAGACGAUUGCAAUCAUUCUUGUAUUGUUCGUCGGCGGAACUGUAUGUAUUUGCUGUGCAACCUUAAGUUGGUUAGCGGACGCAAAUCAGGAUCGGUCAGAUCGCAUAGGAGCACUAACAAUCAUAGGCGCAUUGACUAUAAUUCCUGGGGGAUACUAUCUGUAUAUUCUACUGUGUAUUUUAAUGCAUCGAACGGGCUACACAAUGGACGAUAUUCGUCGAUUGGGCUAAGAAAAAAAUCUGCCAACUAUUAUUUUAUUCGCUUG